GAAAGAAUAACAAAAGGCGGUGGUGUGUGUGUGUGUCCAAGCCAAGUGACCUUUGCAAUUUGCUGCUCCUCAUUUACAGCACUCACACAUAAAUACUUAAUGACGGUGAAGCACCUUGUGCAUUGUCCAAUAAUUAACCAGAGCAAAGAGACGUUGGAGGAAAGUCAGAACAGACAUGUGAUAAGCAGAAGCAGGAAGGCCGUUGACUCAGCAGCUGUACGUUGAGGGGGAGGGGGUGAAGCCCGGAGCUUCUCGUUUCGCUGGGUGACAUGUGCUCCAUGGAGGACUCACCGGAGGCCAGGACCAUCGAGCUCAACGAUGGAGCACACAUGCCGCUGCUGGGCCUGGGGACGUGGAAGUCGUCCAAUCGCCCCACGUCGACCCAGGGAGCAGCAGAGACCGCCAUUGCCGCCGGCUACCGCCACAUAGACACGGCGCACAGUUACUGCAACGAGGUGGACAUUGGGAAGGCUCUGCAGGCCAAGAUGCAGCAGGGCAUCAUCAGGCGCCAGGAUAUGUUCAUCACCAGUAAGCUGUGGUGCACCCAUCACUCCCCCGCGGACAUCCCUGUGUGCCUGAACCGAUCCCUGAAGGACCUGCAGCUGGACCACCUGGAUCUUUACCUUGUGCACUUCCCUGUUGGCCUCCAGAAAAUGGGCAAUGAGCUUUUCCCAAGGGUUGAUGGGAAGAUCCUGACAUCUGACGUUGAUUACGUAGACGUGUGGAGGGGGAUGGAAGCCCUGAAAGCGUCAGGGAAGGUGAAGAGCAUCGGUGUGUCCAACUUCAGCAUCCUGCAGCUGGAGAGACUCCUGGCCCUGUGCAGGGUGCCCCCUGCUGUCAACCAGGUGGAGCUGCAUCCCUACCUGGUGCAGACCGACAUGAUAGAGUUCUGUAGAUCCAGGAACAUUGCACUGACGGCCUACAGCCCCUUUGGCUCGCCAGAGAGACCCCCAGAGCUGCUGAGGAAGGACACAGACCCACACAAGCUCCUGGAGGAUCCAGUGGUUGCUGAAAUAGCAGCUCGGCACAGACGCAGCUCAGCACAGGUGCUGCUGAGGUACCACGUGCAGCAGGGCAUUGCCGUCAUCCCCAAAAGCGACAAACCUCAUCACAUUUUAGAGAACACAAAGAUCUUUGACUUCCGUCUCACAGUGGAAGACAUGAAGACCCUGAGAGGACUGGACCGCGGGUGGAGGGCCUGCGCCAUCGAGGAAGUCAGGAGUCAUCCGUACUACCCCUUUGAAUGACACCGCCUGGAGCAGCAGCCGCAGCAACACGUCAACACGUCUUUGUCUCCCUGUCUGUACUUUAUUGUUUGAAUAAAACCCUGUUUAGUCUCCAUUCA
Betta splendens (Siamese fighting fish) is the source of this 1345-nucleotide messenger RNA. RefSeq lists its product as uncharacterized. Lineage: Eukaryota; Metazoa; Chordata; Actinopteri; Anabantiformes; Osphronemidae. The coding region runs from base 270 to 1247 and encodes 325 amino acids. Gene Ontology annotation, cellular component: cytosol. The record is from RefSeq and is a predicted model, not a curated record. Gene Ontology annotation, molecular function: aldose reductase (NADPH) activity. The transcript is spliced from 10 exons.